Messenger RNA from Pezoporus occidentalis (night parrot), 4462 nucleotides. It is a transcript of the gene DIRAS2, whose product is annotated as DIRAS family GTPase 2. The transcript is spliced from 2 exons. The record is from RefSeq and is a predicted model, not a curated record. Lineage: Eukaryota; Metazoa; Chordata; Aves; Psittaciformes; Psittacidae. Gene Ontology annotation, biological process: signal transduction. Gene Ontology annotation, cellular component: plasma membrane. Gene Ontology annotation, molecular function: GTPase activity; GDP binding; GTP binding. The coding region runs from base 428 to 1027 and encodes 199 amino acids.
GUUAUUCAGUAGGUGGCAGUUAAAAGCCUAGAUGAGCUUUGCAGUCGCCAUUUAGGCAGUAGCAUCAGCAGAGGCUGGAGUCAGUCCAUCCGUGAAAGCAGAGGGAAAGAGAGAGGCUGUGAUCAAGCCAACAGAAGCAUUAGCCACAGCCGGGGCGCUGGGGAGAAAGCGGGAGAGGAGCAGAACCGCCAGAGCACCGAGCCUCUGAGCACACUGCGGGCAGCAGCCAGCGCAGGGAGAAAGGAGAGGCAGCAGGCGACGGGGCUGCAGCCCCCUUGGUUAAGUCAGGGUCUCCUUUCUCGUGAGGAAAGCCAGUGCAGAGGGUGAGCAGCUGGUGUGAUGAGAGGCAAAAACUGAAGAGCAUUUGGAGCUUUCUGUUCCUUCACAGAUUUUUCUCUCUACCUGAGCAGCAGACACACUGAGAAACAUGCCUGAGCAAAGCAAUGAUUACAGGGUUGUUGUGUUUGGAGCUGGAGGAGUGGGCAAAAGUUCUUUGGUCUUGAGGUUUGUGAAGGGCACUUUCAGAGAGAGCUACAUCCCUACUAUUGAAGACACCUACCGUCAGGUGAUCAGCUGUGAUAAGAGCAUAUGCACUUUACAGAUCACUGACACUACAGGCAGCCAUCAAUUUCCAGCCAUGCAACGUCUUUCUAUUUCUAAAGGACAUGCUUUCAUUUUGGUUUACUCUAUCACUAGCCGACAGUCCUUGGAGGAACUCAAACCAAUCUAUGAACAAAUAUGUCAGAUUAAAGGAGACAUAGAAAACAUCCCAAUAAUGCUUGUGGGGAACAAAAAUGAUGAGAGUCAAAAUCGAGAGGUGGACAGCAGCGAAGGAGAAGCCAUGGCUAAGAAAUGGAAAUGUGCCUUCAUGGAGACCUCUGCUAAGCUGAACCACAACGUGAAAGAGUUAUUCCAAGAAUUGCUAAACCUUGAGAAACGCAGAACUGUGAGUUUACAAAUUGAUGGCAAAAAAAGCAAGCAGCAGAAAAGGAAAGAGAAGCUGAAAGGCAAAUGUGUGGUGAUGUGAAAUUGCACUGUCACAAGUUAAUCACGCAAUCUCACCUGUCUGACAAUACUCACAUAAAACGUACAGAUAGCAAACAACCAUGGAAGACCCUAUUCAUUAGUAUCUGUUUUAAAAGAAAUAUUUUGAAUUUCAAAAAAAUUAUUUACUGUAGUUACUAUGAAAAAAAACAACAACUAAAAUCAUGUACUCCACCUUCUAGUGAAAACAAUCAGCAAUCAAGAGAAGGAUGGGCCAUGAUAUCUAAUUUUGUGAUUUACAAAAAAAAAAGAAAUUCCAUCCUUAGCAUAACGCAAAAGUUUUGGAAAGUCAGCUUCAUAUUAUUUUUGUUUCAUAUAAGUGCAAGAGAUGGCAAUGCAUAAUGUUGGAAGAAAAACAAAAAAAUGGCCAUAAAGAAACCUAGAAGUAUGAAAUGCAUGCUGAAUGGUGUUAUGACAUCCUUUUAGGAAUGUUACAGACAAUUCCGUGCAAUUUUCAUUACUGACUGUUGGGGCACUGUGCGUAAGGCAGUAUGGGAUCUGCCAAAUUAAAAAACUAUUUCACACUGAAAGGAAGUGUCAGGGUAACAGUUAAAAGGUAUGGAUAUUCUCUCUACCCUCGAGCACGAGAUUUCUUUCCUGUAUGUUUCAGUGUUUGAACUGAAAGAUGAUGAAAAUCCAGCCGCUGUAGGAGAGAUGCAAAUCAUCUUUUCUGGACCCAUUGGUUCGAGAAUCACUUUUGCUUCUGGCCUCAAUGUAUUUCAGAAGAGCAGAUGUUUUCCUGUGGAGAAUGUCAGAUUGUACAGAAAUGGUGUACAUAAACGCAAAGCUUCCCCAGAGAGGAUUGGCUGGGAAGUCCCCUGCAAAAGCCUUUAUGGGAAAGGCUCCAUUCAAAUGCUGCUGAUGGUUAAUAGUGAAUGAAAGUCUAUGGAACUGGUUGUACACUUGGAGAGGUGUCAAUAUAGUAUAUAAAAUUAUUAUUUAAAUUACCAAAUAGCCGAGUGAAACGUCUUUACUAUAUUUCAAUUAGAAUGCUUUUUCAUUCAUGCACUACUAGAUCUAUUGCCUUUAUAUUGUCUGAAGGGGUAUAUAUUAACCAUUUAAACUCAUGAUUUGAACUGCUGUGACACAGAAUCAAAUCCUGCAUCUGGAAUUAGGGCCCACAAAGAGCCCUAGGAGAAGAUUUCCUGGGGUAAGUAGUACAGGAUUUGGCAUAUUAAGAGUUGCAGUCAGUACUGUGUUACAAUGCAAUACGCAGUUCAGAAUAGAAAAAGCUGGUUUAAACCACCUUUUCAGAGGCAACUGCUCCUUUCAAAACCUUUGGAAGGGGAAUAAUAAUAUAAAAUGUGAGCUUUUCUGGAUCUCUCUCCAAAGCUUUUUAAAACUAAGAUGAAUGAGUAAAAUAUGUAUUCUAAUGAUAACAAAGGCCAUCUAACAUAAAAGAAGCACAUACAGUUUUUAAAAGACACAUCUAAGUUGUAUAAGCUACAGUUUGAACCUUAGGAACUUCUCUGAAAUAAUAAAACAAACCACCAUAUUUUGGUGAAUGUUUAUGUUGAAAUCAUAUUAUGGGAAAACUCAGUCAAGUACUAGUAUUAUUAGUAUGCAUGCUGUUGCAUUAUAAAUAUCUUCUAGGAGCUGUUCAAAUGCAGUAUUUGCAUUAAAAAUACUUACCUUGUUUCUCUUAGAGUUAUUGCUUGCUUACCUUCAACAUUUCAGUCAAGUGUGCAGUCAUUUUGCAGGUACAUUUCUUUGAGCAAGAAUUGCUAUUAGCAUUGUCUAGAAAAGAGCACAACUUUUAUCAUUCACUCAGAAGAAAUUUUAGCACCAUUAAAAUCAAGUGUAACACUACUGCUGAUGUCAAAGAAUACAGAAUUUUGUGUGCUUAUUUCAUUGCAUCAGAAAAUUAGAGAAAGCAUGAAAAAAACCCUAAGGCUUUUCCUUAAUAGUAAAUUUCUGGGUCUUAUGUGAUGCUUUUUCUCCAUAAAAAUCAAAGCACUUCACAAAAAAGGACAGCAUCAUUAUCUUAACUCCUCAGGUGGUGAAACUGAGGCAUGAAGAGAGUAAGCAAAUACACACAGGUUACCCAGCAGGCUAGCUGUAUAGCCAGGAACAAAAGCAGAUUUCUUCAGUCCCAGUCCCAGUCCCCACUCUGCAUUUGAUCUGACUGCCACUUCACAUUCUUGGCUAACUUCCAAACCAUGUAAAGGAAACUGUUAUGGCUUAUACAGCGAAGUGCAUCUUUUUCUUGUCAGUCUGUCAAAAGAUCAAACAAUAUUUACAGAUUGGGGAUGCAAAACAUUUAAUACCACUACAUUUUGUAAGUUUUUUAUAAAUAUUUAAACAUCUAUUCUGUUUGUAAGCAGACAGCUGACAAUGCUCAUCUUCGCAGCAAUGGUUUCCACUAAUGAAACUGGAAAAUCAAAAGAAUGAUCACACUUAAGGAGUAAUGGGUCAUAUAUAGAGGUCAGCAGUACAGAGGUCUCCUGCUGAUGCUAAUAUGCCGGUGCCAAAGGUCAUCAUGCAUGACACAUGCUGAAGCAGCCAGCAUGGAAUAAUGACAUAAACUGAAAGAAAAAAAAAAAAGGCCAUAUAAAGACAAGGAUCCUUUUAACAUUAUUGGUCAUUUUAACUGAAGGAAUUUUUUACGUAGUAAAGAAUCUUGCAGAAAUAGAAUAUAGGGGAUCUAAUUACUCAUAAGCUAUAACUGCAAGAUAUUUCAGGCUGAAAUUUGGCCCUGGACUUUCUUUGAAUGUGCCUCAUAGCAAGUGAGUAGUAAGUUUAUGGCAAAGGUGGAAAUCAAACAAGUAGCUGCCAAUGUCAGGCUUGAGGACCAUUUCCUUUAAUUCCCAGUUGAUUCCUCACCUGCUACAAAAUAAGCCAUGAAUUAUUUCAUGGACUUGCAUGUAUCAAAGCAAGGCCAAUACAGAAGCAAUAUUACUUGUGGACCACAGAUUCGAAAGAGAACGUACUUUAUACCCUUGCAUUGUUGUCCUAGUUUAUACUACUAGAUUUUACAUAUCUUAGAUACUUGUGCGCUGGUUUAAAGCAUUUGUUUUGCUAUUAAUUAUACAAUUAUUUUUUUUUAACACAGAAAAAACAUUUUAAGUUAAAUAAAGAAAAUAUGCAGCUUUAUUACGUUUUGUGUUUGGGAAUGUGAUAUGAGUAUAACAAACUCUUUAAAAUAUACAGGAAAAACAUUGCAUAUUUAAGCCAUGUAAGAUGUACAGUGAAUUUUGGCAAUCAGAAAACAUGAUCUAGACAAAAUGACUCUUUACAAUGCAUGUCUUUUCUAUGUAUAUAUGAAAUAUUAAGAUAUAUAGUUACCAUGAAAAUGUGUUGUAGUGAUUUCAUUAGCAAAUAUUUUAUUCAAAACCUCUGGAUAUGAAGUAAUUUGUGCCUACAAGUUUCUGUGUUUCUGGUGAUCUGAACAUACAAAAUAAAGUUUUAAAUGGAAACA